AUGGCGUUUGGCACAAUGACGUCUUUGCUUGGCAUGAUCCCGCUGCUGGCGAUCGGCAUGAAUUUCUAUCGCUAUCAAAGCGUAGAUCCCGAGAACAAGGUCCAGGAGCCAACCGUCAUACGUCGUCAGUAUGAUUUUGUGGUGAUUGGCGGCGGAUCCGCUGGAGCUGUGGUCGCGAAUCGCCUGAGUGAGGUGCGCAAUUGGACUGUUUUGCUACUCGAAGCCGGCGGCGAUGAAACGGAGAUCUCGGAUGUGCCAGCUCUGGCGGGCUAUCUGCAGCUAACGGAGUUGGACUGGAAGUACCAGACAACGCCCUCAUCCACACGCCAGUACUGUCAGGCGAUGAAGGGCGAUCGCUGCUUUUGGCCAAGGGGAAAAGUGCUGGGCGGAAGUUCCGUGUUGAAUGCCAUGGUCUAUGUACGUGGCUCAAAGAACGACUACAAUCAUUGGGCAUCGUUGGGUAAUCCGGGCUGGGACUACGACAGCAUGCUCAAGUACUUUCUCAAAUCGGAAGAUGUACGAAAUCCCUACUUGGCCAAGACGCCAUACCAUGAAACGGGUGGUUAUCUAACGGUUCAGGAGGCUCCAUGGCGUACUCCACUCUCGAUAGCCUUCCUACAAGCGGGCAUGGAGAUGGGCUAUGAGAAUCGGGACAUUAAUGGUGCCCAACAGACGGGCUUUAUGCUCACGCAGAGCACGAUUCGCCGUGGUGCCAGAUGCUCCACGGGCAAGGCCUUCAUCCGUCCAGUGCGCCAGCGACAAAACUUCGAUGUCCUGCUCCAUGCGGAGGCCACCAGGAUCCUGUUCGACAAGCAGAAGCGAGCCAUUGGUGUGGAGUACAUGAGGGGUGGUCGCAAGAAUGUGGUUUUCGUGAGAAGAGAAGUGAUUGCGAGUGCUGGUGCUUUGAACACACCAAAAUUACUGAUGCUUUCGGGAGUGGGUCCAGCUGAGCAUUUGCAGGAGCACAAUAUACCAGUUAUAUCGGAUCUGCCGGUGGGCAGCAAUAUGCAGGAUCAUGUGGGUCUGGGCGGACUCACCUUUGUGGUGGAUGCACCACUGACCGUCACCCGCAAUCGUUUCCAAACCAUACCAGUUUCCAUGGAAUAUAUACUAAGGGAACGUGGUCCGAUGACAUUCUCGGGCGUGGAAGGUGUCGCCUUUCUGAACACCAAAUACCAAGAUCCUUCGGUGGACUGGCCCGAUGUGCAAUUUCAUUUUUGCCCCAGUUCGAUCAAUUCUGAUGGUGGCGAGCAGAUACGAAAGAUAUUGAAUCUGCGAGAUGGUUUCUACAACACGGUGUACAAGCCACUGCAGCACAGUGAAACCUGGUCGAUAUUGCCACUGUUGCUGAGACCGAAAAGCACUGGAUGGGUGCGUUUGAACUCGAGGAAUCCGCAGCAUCAGCCCAAAAUCAUACCAAACUACUUUGCCCACCAGGAGGACAUCGAUGUGCUGGUGGAGGGCAUUAAGUUGGCCAUCAAUGUGUCUAAUACACAGGCAUUCCAGCGUUUCGGCUCCAGAUUGCAUAAUAUCCCCCUGCCAGGCUGCAGACAUUUGCCAUUCCAGUCGAAUGAAUACUGGGCCUGUUGCAUCAAGGAGUUCACCUUCACCAUUUAUCAUCCCGCUGGCACCUGUCGCAUGGGACCCAGUUGGGAUGUUACGGCCGUGGUUGAUCCAAGAUUACGCGUCUACGGGGUAUCCGGUGUUCGAGUGGUGGACGCCAGCAUUAUGCCAACGAUUGUCAAUGGGAAUCCCAAUGCACCGGUCAUCGCCAUUGGCGAAAAGGCCUCCGAUUUGAUUAAAGAAGAUUGGGGCGCCAGGCGGGCGCACACUUCCACUUAGUUAAGAAUUUGUCUAUCGCUUAUUUAUGUUUCAACUAGUCAAAUGUGGAUUAACUGAUGUAAUAUUAUCGCUAUGUGUUUUUGUUCUAUCGAAUUCCUCGUUUUGUUCACCGUUAAAUUUAUGCUUAGUUAUUUGAAUAAGUUUUAGUGUACAAAAUCCCACAAAACUGUUUUUUUUUUUUUAUAUAACUUUAUCAAGCAUUUUAUUAAAUAUUUAUGUACCUAUUUAUGAAAAAGAAUCGUUUCUUACUCUGGUUACUUGGUUACUUAUUGUGACAUGUAUUAGUCGGCUGCUGAUGGGAUUUCAUUCAAAACAUAAAUAAAUUACCAAUUUUAAUUAAUGUUUUUAGGUUUUCAUGUCCACUACUUUAUUCGUAUCUACUAAUAGACUUUUGCAACUAUUUGAUGUACGAUUUCUUGAUAAUUGAUAUAUUUAUUAUUAGGAUUUACUAACUUUCUUGUUGUUAAAUACAUUUUAUUUACAUGAAAGCCUCAAGUUACUCACUUUCAUGUAAUCUUACAUGACGACUGUCAUUUAUUUGAUUUAUUCGAAAGUCAGUAUUUAAGUCAAAAUUGAUUAAAAAAAGAGCUUAAACUAAUUAGUAUAUAUAUCAGACACGUGUGUCUAUUUAUGAUCUUAAAUAUUUUAAUUAUUGUUUAUUUACUAUGGCUUUAGAUGUAUCAGUGCAUUUAGCAUGUACAUGAACCGCAUUGAACCGAUAGCUAAGACUUCAACCGCAGAGAAAGUGAAGUCACGAAGUUUAUAAAUUGUAUUCAAUUUUUCGAUUUGCCUUAAGUGCUGGGCGUUAUUUUGCACACGCCCCUUUUGGCCAGCUUUCUGGGCAGCCCACUCUUCCGCUUUGCCAAAGCCAAAUGUCAAAAAUUGCCAGUAUGAUCGAAAAAUGCCCCCACGAAGGCCCCUUGAAAUGUAUAAACUCUCUGCAUUUUUAAUAUGCUGAUGGCCGAUGAUGGUUUCCGUAAUCCCCCGCCUCUUUUCUUUUGGCCGUGGGCGUGGCUUUUGAUAGUCAGGCUUCCGUGUUGCCAUCUAAAUAAGAAAAUAACAAAAAAAAAAUAAAAAAAAAUAUACCGUUUCGCUUUCGAGCGUUCAAGUGUGCCAAGGUUAUUCAAAUUUGUUGACCACAUUAGUCAGCUUUUCGGCACGUUUUAUUUCGUAGGUGUCAGUUGAAAGUUUGGGCAAUGCCCUGUCGACAAUUAUCGACUGCCAGCGAAAAGCCGGACAAUUGCGAAUUUCGCAUGCGACUUCCAGGGAAGCCCAAUACCAUACCCCACCCCCCUUCUGUAAUAAUAUUGCAAAAAUAAAUAACAACAAGGAGGAAUACAGCAAUAAAUGAAACCGAGUCUAUAAACCACCCAAGGCGAUGCCCAGACUUCUUAUAUAAGGCCCUCUUUCGGGGUUAUGGUAUGGUAUGGUAUGGUAUGGUAUGUUCAUGGUACGGUAUACAGUGGGAAAUAACUAAUAAAUAAAUGCAAACAAAGUUUCGGCCAAAUAUUUGAUUUGAUUUUAACGAAACGACAAGUCAUUGCGACCGCAUACUAAUGGAAAGUGUUAUGCCAAAGAUGAAGAUGAUGAAGAUGGGGAGUCGGGAUGAUGACACACUAUAUAAUAUAUGUACAUAUAGCAGGCACGUCAAAGAUCGGCGGACGUGCGUUGAAUAUCUGUGUCUGUGGUCAGUGAAACACAGAAAUUGGGUCAUUAAACCGCCGAAAGUUCGAUCGAUGAGACCAUCUUGAAAAUGAGACCAAAAUAAAAAUGAAUAGGACAUUAAAGUAUAAAUAUAUCCAUAAAUAUAUCUAAAUACCUAUAUAUGUAUCUAUGUAAUGUUGGAAUCAAGUAUUCAAGUGAAUAGCCAAGCCUCUCUCAAUUAAACGAGAAAGAUCAUCCAUCUUACAUCCUCUAAAUAAGCUGUAACACAUGAACUGAAUAAAAUGAAUCAUUUGAGGAACUCA
Molecule: messenger RNA, 3809 nt
Organism: Drosophila yakuba
Lineage: Eukaryota; Metazoa; Arthropoda; Insecta; Diptera; Drosophilidae
Product: glucose dehydrogenase [FAD, quinone]
Exons: 2
Coding region: 1-1842 (613 amino acids)
Molecular function (GO): flavin adenine dinucleotide binding; oxidoreductase activity, acting on CH-OH group of donors
Source: RefSeq, a predicted model, not a curated record